Messenger RNA from Miscanthus lutarioriparius, 2574 nucleotides. The record is from the annotation of a GenBank genome assembly. Lineage: Eukaryota; Viridiplantae; Streptophyta; Magnoliopsida; Poales; Poaceae.
AUGGAGGUGUGCUGCUGCUCCACCUCGUCGUCGUCCGUCCUCGCGGGGGGCCACCGGCGGCGCCACCCGGAGGCUCGCGGCACCGGCGGGACGGCCCCGCGGCGGGGCCGGGCGCGCAGGGCAGUCGUCGUCAGGGCGGUGUUCGAGCGGUUCACGGAGCGGGCCGUCAAGGCGGUGGUGCUGUCGCAGCGGGAGGCCCGGGGGCUCGGGGAGCCCGCCGUGGCGCCGCGCCACCUCUUCCUCGGCCUCGUCGCGGAGGACCGCUCCUCGGGCGGCUUCCUCUCGUCGGGGAUCAACAUCGAGCGCGCGCGGGAGGCGUGCCGCGGCAUCGCUGCCGCCAGGGACGACGCGGACUCGGCCGCCGCGCCGUCGUCGUCCAGGCCCGGAUCGGGGCUCGACACGGACGUGCCCUUCUCCGCGACCGCAAAGCAGGUGUUCGACGUGGCCGUCGUGCUGUCCAAGAACAUGGGCGCCAGCUUCAUCUCGCCUGAGCACCUCGCCAUCGCGCUCUUCACCCUCGACGAUCCAACCACCAACAACCUCCUAAGGAGAUCCACUGCAAUCGAUGACAUUGACUUAUUGAUCACAUUACCGCCUAUAGUAAAUGUAGUAUACCAUGAUGGUGUGAUCGAUAAGGGUGCACUGGAUCAAUUUUGUUUGGAUUUGACCACACAAGCUAGUGGAGGUUUCAUUGAUCCUAUUAUUGGCCGUGAAGACAAGAUUGAAAGAGUAGUUCAGAUAAUAUGCCGACGAACGAAGAACAACCCUAUUCUUUUGGGUGAGGCGGGUGUUGGCAAAACUGCAAUUGCUGAGGGGCUGGCUCUUCGAAUUGCAAAUGGAGAUGUCCCCAUUUACCUUGUGGCAAAGCGUAUAUUGUCACUGGACGUUGGUCUACUUAUUGCUGGUGCAAAGGAGAGGGGUGAACUGGAGUCUCGGGUUACUAAUAUAAUCCGUGAAGUCCGGGAAGCAGGCGAUGUUAUUCUUUUUAUCGAUGAGGUUCACAAUCUUAUUGGAUCUGGAACUGUUGGAAAGGGUAAGGGUUCUGGUCUUGACAUUGGCAACUUGCUGAAGCCCGCACUUGCUAGAGGUGAACUGCAGUGCAUUGCGGCUACAACUUUAGAUGAACACCGGAUGCAUUUUGAGAAGGAUAAGGCUUUGGCCCGCCGCUUCCAGCCAGUAUUAGUAGAUGAGCCUUGUCAGGAAGAUGCUGUGAAGAUAUUACUGGGUCUUCGUGAGAAAUAUGAAACUUACCAUAAAUGCAAAUUCACAUUGGAAGCCAUCAAUGCAGCAGUUUAUUUGUCAGCAGGAUACAUUCCUGACAGACAACUUCCUGAUAAGGCUAUUGAUCUGAUUGAUGAGGCUGGAAGUAGAGCUCGGAUGGAAUCAUUUAAUAGGAAGAAGGAAGGGCAGAGGCGAUAUGUCGCCUCAAGGUCGUCGACAAAUGAUGAGCCACAGAUCCUCUCUGGGCCCAUCACCACCGGGCGGGGAAGCUCCUUCUCACUCGGGAGCAAGUGGCUUGCCGUAACCAAGGUGUUAUCUAACAAGGCAAAAUAUUCUCCAAACGAGAAUGCUCAAGAAAGUGGUAGUGCUAACGUUGAAGCACCAAGUCGAGACAAUAUUGAGUCAACAUCUGCUUCGUCACUCUCAGCUGAUGAACCAGUUGUAGUUGGGACAGAGGAAAUUGCAAGAGUUGCCUCAUUAUGGUCUGGGAUACCAGUGCAGCAGUUGACUGCCGACGAUAGAAAACUUCUAGUAGGACUAGACGACGAGCUCAGAAAACGUGUCAUUGGCCAAGAUGAUGCUGUUGUGGCCAUAUCUCGUGCAGUGAAGAGAUCACGUGUUGGCCUUAAUGACCCUGACAGACCUAUUGCUACGCUGCUUUUUCUGUGGUCCAACAGGAGUUGGUUAGACAUGAGCGAGUAUAUGGAGAGGCACACUGUGAGCAAGCUCAUAGGCUCUCCUCCAGGGUACAUUGGGUAUGGUGAAACUGGUACUUUGACAGAAGCAGUCAGGAGGAAACCAUUUACCGUGGUAUUGCUGGAUGAGAUAGAGAAAGCUCACCCUGAUAUUUUCAACAUCCUUCUCCAAAUCUUUGAGGAUGGACAUUUGACAGACUCACAGGGCCGUAGGGUUUCCUUCAAAAAUACGUUGAUUGUCAUGACUUCGAAUGUUGGUUCGACAUCAAUUUCAAAGGGAAGACAGAGCAUGUGUUUCUUGAAGGAAGAUACCGAGUCAAGCUCAUAUUUCGCCAUGAAGUCCUUAGUAAUGGAAGAGCUCAAGGCAUUUUUCCGUCCAGAGUUGCUCAAUAGGAUUGACGAGAUGGUUGUGUUCCGUCCUCUGGAAAAGACUCAGGACCUGAUUUGCCAAGAAGGCUAUGACAAGAGCUAUGGCGCUCGGCCUCUGAGGAGAGCUGUCACCAAUAUUAUUGAGGAUGUCAUCAGCAAAGCGAUUCUUUUUGGCGAGUUCAAGCCUGGUGACACGAUACUGAUGGACAUCGAUGCGGAGGGGAAGCCAUGCAUGAACCAUCUGGACCAACAGAUCGUCCAGGUCUCUGACCCAACACGGACAUUCUGA